GGGUCUGCUGGCGAGGAAGCCUCCCUCGCUGUCCUGGAACAAUGGGAGACAUGGCAGCCUCUGCAGACGCAUGCACGGCGCUCGUGCCCAAGGACGGGGCUGUCCUAGCCACGGCGUAGAGGAAAGCGGCUUCCUCGUCGCAGCUCUUGAGGGGGAGGGAGGGAAAAAAAUAAUUUCAUGACAGAAAUGUAAGGCAGUGGCCACUCUGCUGCUGUCUCUCUCUCUUUUGGUGCCUUAAUACCAUGCUGCUGGGAGGAGACCUCUGCUGACUAGAUGACAGAGAACACACCAGCACCAAGUUCCUUGGUUAUGUCUUUGGGAAACCGAGGUGCCUGACGAGAGUGUGAAUCCUCUUCACAGGUCAAACGAGAGGUGAAACCACAGAUGAGAACGAUGUCUGAUGAGACACAGCAGAGAAUGUGUGAUGAGGACUUUUGCUCGGACGAGGAGGGUGAGGAGGCGGAUGUGGAGUCUUACCUGGAGGACAACAGUAGCGAGCUCAUGGACCGGCUGAAAGAGCUGGAGGCAGAAAAUUCCGCCCUGAUGCUGGCUAAUGAGAGUCAGAGAGAAGCUUAUGAGAGAUGCUUGGAUGAGGUGGCAAACCACGUGGUCCAAGCUCUGCUAAAUCAGAAGGAUCUGAGGGAAGAGUGCAUCAAGUUAAAGAUGUUGGUGUUUGACCUGGAGAGACAGAACCGAGCACUUUGUGAACUUUUUCAGCAGAAGCUUCCCAAUCAUCCCGCGGCUCACUACCAGGUCCAAGCGGGACCCCUCCCAGACUACAAUGCACAGCUGCACAAUGACUCUGCCAAGCAUUUAGAGGCUGCUCAGACUGAAGCACAAGCCAAGGGAAAUGGCUACCGCACUCAACACUCCUCUCCUGGCCCCCGAGGCCCCGCCGCCUCCAUGGAGGCUCUUUCUCCCUUCUUCAAGAAGAAAGCACACAUCCUGGAGGUCCUGCGCAAGAUGGAGGAGACGGACCCUCUCAAGUUCCACCCGGCCACUGCGAGCUUGUCUUUCUGCGACUACAGCCAGGUGCUCAUGUCCACAGAGGCCGUUCUCGCCUCAGCGGACCCGCUGCAGUGCAAAUCCCACCACACGCACUGCCACUGCUCCCACUCUGACGCCGAAACACUCCAACAUGUCAACGGUGACGGGGCAGUGAAGUGUGAGGGGGGCAACACCUGCUGUUUACACUGCAAAAGGAGCCCAGAAGGACCUCCGAAGCCAUGCAUCCACCCCUGCACUUCUCCCGCCGCCACCCAGACCCAUGGUGCUCCUGCAGCCACUAUGAACGAAUGUCACAGCAAGACCAGAACGGCGGAAUCUGUCUCUGUCCCUGUCCCACCGUCAAAACAAUGCACCAAGAAUGACGCGCACCAGCCACCAGUAGGCGGCGUUGACACCACCAGUCAGAGCCGGGAGGAAGUGGAGCAGAAGCAGAACAGUGAAGAACUCACUGAUUUCUUUCCCGUCCCCCAUGUGUCUAGUUCAGAAGCCGCCCCCGUCCCCGACCGUGACUCAAGUGAAGGCCCUCUCUCCUCCAUCGGCAGCAAUGACGCGGUCCCAGAGAAGGAUGAUGCAGAUCAUGAGGCUUCCAAUGUGAGAGCCAGCGCCUCCGUCAGCCCAAGCUCCUCCUGCCUCAGUGACGUCAAAGCCGCCGCCAUCAACUCGCCGUCCAAGCUGCUUAAGCUCUUAAAGAUCCCCUCUAUAGGGGAGAAGUGUCAGGCUUCUAGCCCUGCCGUCCGUCUGAGCCCCCAACUCACCCGCAGCUCCAGGAUCCCCUGUCGCACCAACAACUAUGAGGUGUACCACUCUCCUGUUCCCACCCGUAGAGCCACAACCACUGAGCGGUGCAGACAGCCGCCGCCCCCGCCCACCAGGUCUGAAUCUUACCCCGCCACGCACUCUGCACCAACCUCCCCACCGCAGCCCGAAGACGCCUGCCCCUCCCCGCCUGCUAAAGACGAUAGUUACAGCAGCUUCUCUGCACCCAAAGCUGGCGCUGGCUCUAAAACGGCCACUCCCUCAUCCACAUCCUCCCCCAAAGCAUCUCAGAGUAUCCCACAUUACGAAAACAUUUGUGACAUGACCACUAACUCUCGAGAGCAGGAGCCCACCCACGCUCAGGAGAAAAGAACCACUCUUCCAUCUCAAACAAAAACAAACGGCGGUGAAAGGAAGCUUGUGAAAUCACUUCCUGAGAGCGUCCUCACUACGUUUCCUCAGCGAAAGCAGUCAUCAUCCUCUUCGUUUGAGUUGACGUCAGAUGAUGAAGACGAUGAAGACAGUCUGGUGUGGGUGAACCAUCACAGCCUGCCCAACUCGUCGGCGCUCGCUAAUGCUAAGCUUAGCUCCUCACAAACCCGAGAGGAGGUCACUGCCCAGAGCUGCGAGGUCGCCCAGACGCCACCGCCACCGCCAGCCAGAAGAAGUGACGCGUCUUCCAUUCCCAAGAGGCCUGCGACAGGCCCCGCGAGGUCUCAGGCUGAUUCCAGUCACCAUGCCUUUAAGGACAGGCUGGCUGCGCUGGGCAAGCUGAGGAGCUCCGAGGACUUACAAGCAGGGUUAAGGCCUGUAGAUGCCGUGAAUGAGGCUGCCGAGGAAAAAAGUAAGACAGCAGAGAGGCCUGUCGAGCUCCACAAGGAGGAGCAGAGACAUUCCAAAUUUACAGACUCUUUGGAUGGUAAACCCAGAGGUAGCAGCGGGGGGUUGAAGUACCCGGGCUCCUCUCAACUUUAUGAGCAAGGUGUCAAAUCUCCGUCGUCGGGUCUUUGUGUGACCAAGACAGAAUGCUCCAAAAGCAAAAUAGGUUUACCGUCGCCUAACACCGACACUCCACAGGUACUACGCAACAACAUAAAGUGUCCCGGCUCGCUCAAUCUCUCCUACAAUCUCAAAAGUAGCAGCAGCCCGAACAAAAUACCCCCCAAGUCACCGUCCAAACCUUCCGUCCACAGAGCCGGCAAACCCGCAGAUGCCCCUCGUUACUCCUCCAAGUCAGAGGAAAGAACCAAAAUUAGUGGCAAAGGUAAGAAGAAUCCCAUGUAUGGAGAUAGCCUCCCACCACCUCCUCCGAGACCUCCCACAUCUGAGGGGGAAAAACCACAGCCACCGCCGGCGCCCAGCCCGCAGUCAGCCAUCGAGCAGAAGGUGAUGAAGGGCAUUGAGGAGAACAUGCUAAAGCUCCAGGAGCAGGACCGAGGUCAGGGCCAGGGUGGCGAGGUCAAGCAGAAGGCGUCCAAUGGCAUCGCCAGCUGGUUCGGCCGCAAGAAGAGCAAGCUGCCUGCGCUCAGCCGCAAGGCCGACGCCCCCAAAGCAAAAGAGGAGAAGAAGGAGUGGAAGAUAAACAUCCCGUCGGUGGGCAAGGACUCUGUAAAAAUGGCCAGCAGGUGUAAAGAAGGCGUGGAAGGCCUGAACAUCUCCACGCUGAUGGAGAAGGCCGAGGGACUGAGGAGGGCGCUGGAGGAAGAGAGGGCGUACGUGGAGAGGUCGGGCAGGGGUCACUCCUGCGAGGUGGUGAUGGACCAGGCACAGGGACAGCUGGCCGUCAUGUACAGGGGAGGACGCUCGGACAACUUCAUGCAACAGCUGCUAAACAGAGUGGAUGGCAAAGACCCCGUCAGCAUGCCACAGCGGCGGCUCUCCUUCGACUGUAAGACCUCCAGGCCGGUCUUCAGUCAGCAGAGCGACAUCAUCAGUCACACCGGCGGCGGGGAUGACAUAGAAAAGCAAUCCGAUCGACUCGGCAAGAUAACAUCAGACGAGAACCUGAGCGAUUCGGUUCACUCCCAGCACUUUGCAGGAUCUGGUGCUUCCACCUACACGCUGGACAGCGGCAUCGGCACCUUCCCUUUACCCGACUGCAGCAGCGGCGCGGCAGGACGAGGCCUGUCCAAGACGAGGGCCGAGCACCACCCCUCGGCCUCCCCUGGGAGGGCCGGGCGACGGGCCCGCACUUUGGACAGGGAGCCGACGCCGCAGGAGGACUGCUACACGCCGCACAAACAGCUGAUUCCCACCAUGCAGCACGGCUCCAAGAUGGAGGGAAGAAGCCCAGCCGGCCUCAUCCGUGAAGACAAAGACGCUCAUGGAGCAAACAUGUUUUCUCCCCGUUCCAAGACUUGGACCUUCCCCAACUUGAAGACUCCAGCAGGACCAGCGGAGGUGUACCUGGCUGUGGAGGAAGAGCAGGAGGAGGUGGUAUCCUACGGCACGCCAUUCAGAGCGAGCUUGAAGGCUGGUGGUCCGUCCUCCAGCCGCAUGGUUGACCAAGGCAGCUUGCCCGUUCCAGCCCAGUCCGGAUUGAGCCGCAGGGGGAAGACUCGGACUCCCAGCGUUCCUGAGAUGAGCCGGGAAUCUGGGCUGGAGCUGCUCAGGGAGCGGCCGGAGGAAGCGCUCUCCCCGAGCCGCCCGCAGGUUCUGGAAACGCCAGAGUCCCUCAGCGACUCUCUGUAUGACAGUCUGUCAUCGUGUGGCAGCCAAGGAUGAUGCAAACACAGACGGACUGCAGAGUUCUAUUCUAAUUCUGAUCCAGCAACAUGCAGUCAUCUUGUAGGAAAAGAAAGCUUCUACAAGGGGGUGAUGACGCUGCCUUGUUACCCGCUUCUCAGCAACAAGGAUCAGUGUGACUUCUCCUCAGGAUUUCCCGACAAAGUGAAGCCAAAACCACCAAUGAAAGUCACUGGCCUCUGUGCAAAUCGGACUUGUGUGUACAGGACUGCAAACGCAUGGCCAAGCUAACAAAUAGCACAAGUGGCAUUCUGCUAGAUAGUGAGCAACAUGUGUUUUCUCUCAUCCUGAUCUCUUUAUGUUAAUGUCAUUUUCAUUUGAUUUUUUUUUAAUGUGGCACUCCGAAGAGGAAACAAAAAAGAAUGUUAUUUUUUUUUUUUUAUUAUUGUUUAAAACGGUCAAAUUUUAGUGUAAAAAUGAUUUUCUCGAUCAUGUUUGUUUUACGCCUACGGAAGGUUGUCAGAAAAAUGUCUGUUUUAAAUCAUAAUGCAUUUAAAAGGUAAUAUAUACCAGCAAUAAUAACAUAGAUAAGAGAAAUGGCUACACUAUUCAAUAUGUAUUUCUAUUUAUUUCAAAUGUAUAUCAUUCAUCUUUUUUGUAAUCUUUCUGUGAAAAUGGAAAGUCUCCUCGCUUAGAUUAUGUUCAAUUUCAACAUGUGUUGCUGUUCGUUGCUAGAUGAUAGAUCCGCUGUACGUACUGCCGUUUUUCUACUUUAUAAUUAAAAUGUUUUCAUUUA
This is a messenger RNA of Dunckerocampus dactyliophorus (ringed pipefish), 5245 nucleotides long. RefSeq names its product NCK-associated protein 5-like (gene nckap5l). Bases 385 to 4488 code for a protein of 1367 amino acids. Gene Ontology annotation, cellular component: microtubule plus-end. The transcript is spliced from 13 exons. Gene Ontology annotation, biological process: microtubule bundle formation; microtubule depolymerization. NCBI's taxonomy places the organism in Eukaryota, Metazoa, Chordata, Actinopteri, Syngnathiformes, Syngnathidae. The record is from RefSeq and is a predicted model, not a curated record.